UCAGUCUUAAUGCAAACACCUUCAAGAAGACUGUAACAUUCGGAAGGAACAUCACAUACUCCGUAGAAGAAAGAUACUAAAAACUAUUUUCAGAUCUGACUCUUUGGAGCAUCUUUGACUACAUGUGCUAAUGCGUUUGGUGCUCCUGUGUUUAACAAAUAGUUUGCGAAUUUUAGUCUGCGAAUCGAGUUAGAGUAUGAGUCAUGUGAGAUUUGUAGCUCUUUAAUUGCCUUCAAACUAGACGAAUUAAAGCCCUUGUUAAGGCGAGUGAGUGACUAAAUAAGAAGAAAAGUAGCGUUGAGCGUUACUUUGCUUGAGUGAAAUUGACAAAUUAAGCGAGGAGAAAAUAACAACGAGAAAUUCAGGAGAAGCAUUGACGAGUCACGAGCUUCAAUUAAACUAAAUCAUAAAUUAUUACAAAGAUAAUCAGCUCAGUCCUUAAAAAUCUUUCAAAACGGCUGGAAGUACGAAGAAAAGUGCUAGUGUAAGCACAUUCAUGCAACCAGAGGCGGACAAAGUACAUCGAAGUCAUUCAUUCUGUACAGCAAAAGGUGCCAAAAUGCCGUCAAAUGCGGGGAUCGAGCUGGAAAUCCCUGUAGAAAACAAGGCAUCGACGGACAGCAUUGGGUCAAGAAGCGAUAACUCGGGGACUACACAAAUAGCUUCGCCACAACGACCAAAGGUCGAUGUGGCGUUUGUUAUCGAUUUGCAAAAUCCCAUCAAUCUCGCCCAGAGAAAGCAAGCAUUUGAAGAUGUUAAAAAUGCAUGCUCUACUUUAAACGCUAAUUGCCAUCAUGUUCAGUUUGAGAAAUUGGAUUUUGGAGAAGCCAACGUGCUUGAAACAAUGUAUAAUGCUGACAUUGCGUUGAUUGAUUUGUCCAUCGAUAUUCAGAAAAAUACGCUGUUUUACCAUUUGGGCGUACGAGAAAGUUUUGGGAUGAAAGAGAACAUUCUCACGUAUAACGAUUUUGAAACAGAAAUAGCAAUGCCAUUGAAAUUAUCAUGUACAAAUUACCCGGUGGUGACAUACCGAACUUUGGAGUGUGGUUCUUGCGUUGUGACAAUGCCUACUGCAAUAAUAUCAAGUGGAGAAGAUACCGGCGUGGAGACGAAAAUGCCAUUAUCACACAAAAUUAAAAGAUUGCUGCAAGAUGUGGAAAUUCAAUCCAAGGCGCACAUAAAAGAAAAAUUUCUUACCGAUCUUCGCAAAACCCGAGAGAGUCUCACAGGAAAGGAGUUAUCAAAAGCUUUACACGCCAUGAAAAAGCGGUUGGACGACCCCAACGUUAUUUCUGGCGACGUUGUUCACAAUAUCCUCGUCUCGUUCAGAGACAUUCAAGACUACGAUGCAAUGGUCAAUCUCGUCGAUAACUUGGAAUUUCUCAAGUCAAUCCACAAUUACAAAAACUGUAUCAACACGCCGGCCAUAAAACAUUUGUAUGCGUUUGCUCUCAACAGGAGAAACAAAGAAGGAGACCGUGAGAAAGCAUUGCAAGUAAUUACAAAAGCUUUGGAAAAGAAGGAAAACCAUGUCCCUGACCUGGUCUGCCUAUGUGGUCGAGUGUAUAAAGAUAAAUUUGUCGAGUCAAGUUACACGGACAAAGAAAGUUUAGAACAUGCAAUUCAUUGGUAUCGGAAAGGUUUCGAAGUUCAGCCGAAUGAAUAUGCGGGGAUCAAUUUGGCCACUUUAUUGGUCGUCAGUGGCAAAGAAUUUUCAGAAAGUGAAGAACUCCAACAUAUUGGAAUGGUGCUAAAUAAUCUCAUUGGAAAGAAAGGUAGUCUAGCUUCGCUUACUUACUGGGAUAUCGCAACUUUUUUCGAAAUCAGCGUGCUGGCCAAGAAUUACGGAAAAGCAAUACAAGCCGCAGAAUGCAUGUUUAAAUUGCAACCACCAAAUUGGUAUUUACAAUCGACAAUUGGAAACAUCACGCUUAUCAAGCAGUUUCGGAAACAAACCGAGGCCGAGACACCGGAAGAAGUGAUUUUCGGUUUCUGGACAGAGUAUUUUGUCGAUGCAACCAAAAGCGAUGUGGGCGAUACGAUUAGGAUUCCUAUUCUCAUCCUGGAACCCUCUCGUGUUUUUAUGCCAAGCUUUGUCAUACUAAAUCUUGGAGCAGAACAGAAAUCUCUAAAUAUUUCAAACAUUUGUUUAAAAUGUCUCAAGUCAAGUUGUAAACAACGACAUGACUGGCUUUUCACGGCUGACAUGAUCAAAUCCUGUUCACUUUACAAAAGAGAUGAUCGAUGCGUCUUCUUGUACGUCCACGAGAACUCUGACGACUUUCACAUGUACUUUCCCAACAGCCUAUUUCGGGAACAUUUUUAUAAUUUGGUGCUGAAAAUCACUGCCGAUCAAGCAAAUAAAUUUACUGAUUUGGAUGCUGUCAUGCCCGAAGAACAAAUUAGAUACGAAUACGAACUGGAUGACCAAAGUAAGAAAGUGAUCUUGGGAAAGGGGACUUACGGCAUCGUUUACGCAGCCCGAGAUCUCAACACUCAAGUUAGAAUUGCAGUUAAAGAGAUUCCAGAAAAGAAUUUGGGGGAGGUUCAACCCCUCCACGAGGAAAUCCGUCUCCACUCCCAGCUCAGACACAGGAACAUUGUCCAGUAUCUUGGAUCAGUCUCGGAAGAUAAUAUUUUCAAAAUAUUCAUGGAGCAAGUUCCCGGAGGAAGUUUGUCCGCCCUGUUGCGCUCGAAGUGGGGGCCACUCAAAGGGAGCGAGUCCACAAUUGCUUAUUACACGAAACAAAUAUUAGAAGGGCUGAAAUAUCUUCACGACCAAAAAAUUGUGCACAGGGACAUCAAGGGGGACAACGUUCUUGUGAACACGUACUCUGGCGUUGUGAAAAUAUCCGAUUUCGGUACAUCAAAACGGUUGGCUGGGUUGUCACAACUCACAAAAACCUUUGCUGGGACCCUGCAGUAUAUGGCGCCCGAAGUAAUCGACAAGGGCCAACGAGGUUACGGUGCGGCUGCGGAUAUUUGGUCGUUGGGAUGCACCAUUGUGGAAAUGGCAACUGGAAAACCACCAUUCAUUGAGCUCGGUUCGGCUGAAGCUGCAAUGUUUAAAGUCGGAUUUUAUAAGAUGCAUCCACAAAUUCCGUCAGAAAUGAGUGAGCGUGCGAAAAGUUUCAUUCUUCGAUGUUUCGAACCUGAUCCGGACAAACGUGCAGGAGCAUCUGCAUUACUCGAAGAUCCAUUUUUGACAGAAUCCGGUCGUAAAAAGAAUAUUAGAGCCACAGCCACUCAAGAAUUUGCAAGAAGCAUCUCUGUCCCUGCAGAUCGCAUCAUUGCUGCAGAAAAGAGCAGGAGACAAGCCCUUUCCAACGAGGAGUGCUCCUCCCCCAAGAAGAGUCCUUCAAAUACUGUGGGAGGUUGUUCACCCUCUUCUCCAUACUUCUCGUCCGACUCUGCGAUAUCAUUUGCGAGUACAAAUACCAACAUUUCCGAAUAUGACGAGUCUAAUCGGAGAGGUUCAAAUGGUCAAAUGGUUCCAAUUUCUCCCGACACCGAACUGUCAAAAACAAGUCCGAAUGUUGGAGAAGGCGGAGAACAGGACACGUUUUAUUUGCUAAAGAAAGAAUCACAACGAAGAACGACACUCAAUAAAGUAUUGACACAGGACGAAAAGAGAAUUGUGGACGUUUGGACUCGAAAUUAUGAACGCGAUGUGGACGGGGCAAUACUCAAGAGGGAACACAUUGUUCGCAUUCUUCACGGUCUUCGAGAAUUUAUUGAGACGAAUGAUAGAAGAAAACUGGAAGAAUUCAUAUCCAACUUUAAGCAUGAUUUAUCUCUGGACACAAACGGAGUAAACCAGAUGCACUUGGCAAUUUUUUUAUUCAGAGAUGCUGUGAACAACGCGUUGAGAUCACACAAUAUAAAACCGCAUUGGAUGUUUGCUCUGGAUGCAUUAACAAGCUCAGCGAUUCAGACAGCAAUUCACAUUUUAUCACCAGAACCAGGACGAGAUAAUCGUGAAGGGGGUGGCUCUGACGGUAUCGGUUCGACAUCUGGGGUAUCAACCGUGAAUUCUCUAAAGUCUCACAAAGCAUUGGAUUUUUCCUCAAAAAUGCAUUCCGAAUAUCACGAACAACUUGACACCCUUCGCCUUGAAAACGAGAGAUUAUUAUCUGACCUCCUUGAAGCCCAGAAAUCGUAUCAAACCAUUCUCAGAUCCAGUCUGGAUGAACAAAAACUUCACUUACAACUACUCAGCCAAACCGCACAACAAAUGCGAGUCUUUGGACAAUUGAUAACUUUAACCCCACCGACAAUCAUUCGUUCAUCCGAGACAGGCUUUAGUUCUCAUCACACAAUUAAUUCGGAGGACGACCUCAGUUCUCAAGCCGGUGUUGCAGACAUUCUCCCUGAAGGCACUUCGGGAAAUGGAGACAACGUCACUGGAUCAGCAAACUCGUCUUGUUGUCAUCAACACAACGCUGCUCAGUUACCGUUAAAUGUGAGAGACCCGAGAUUGAUCGAGUACCUCUCAGAGUUGCACUUGGAUCGAAUGUCGAUUGAAAAAUUUCUCCAAGAGGAAUACACGUAUGACGACGUCUUUCACUACAUGACCAGAGAAGAUAUUAAAAACUUGAAGUUAAAAGGUGGCGUGGAACUCCGCAUAUGGAAAGCCAUUGUAAAGCAUCGACGAACUCUCGGCCUAGAUCCGGACGGUCACCGACAAGCAACUCCAGGAUCGGCAGACAUAUCUUCGACAGAUUUAUGACAAUCAAAGUAAUAUGAUUAUAUAUGAUAUAUGACAAUCUUCUCGACCACCACAAACGCCAUAAAAAUUGCAAUAUUGUGACAUAUUCCCGGUGCCAAAUUAUCGUAUCUUACAUAAAAUACGAAAAAUAUUAGCUAGAAAUAUAUUUUCUCAUUUAUAAAGUGACAAAAAACUAAUGGCUUUCGGUUGUGGUGAAUAAAUUGAACUAAUUUUUUA
This is a messenger RNA of Folsomia candida, 4945 nucleotides long. RefSeq names its product mitogen-activated protein kinase kinase kinase 15 (gene Ask1). NCBI's taxonomy places the organism in Eukaryota, Metazoa, Arthropoda, Collembola, Entomobryomorpha, Isotomidae. Gene Ontology annotation, molecular function: ATP binding; protein kinase activity; protein binding. The record is from RefSeq and is a predicted model, not a curated record. Gene Ontology annotation, biological process: protein phosphorylation; MAPK cascade. The transcript is spliced from 35 exons. Bases 497 to 4729 code for a protein of 1410 amino acids.